Platichthys flesus (European flounder) is the source of this 2870-nucleotide messenger RNA. RefSeq lists its product as uncharacterized. NCBI's taxonomy places the organism in Eukaryota, Metazoa, Chordata, Actinopteri, Pleuronectiformes, Pleuronectidae. Gene Ontology annotation, molecular function: RNA polymerase II cis-regulatory region sequence-specific DNA binding; DNA-binding transcription factor activity. Gene Ontology annotation, biological process: regulation of transcription by RNA polymerase II. The record is from RefSeq and is a predicted model, not a curated record. Bases 155 to 1933 code for a protein of 592 amino acids. The transcript is spliced from 3 exons.
GGAAAGGGAAAAAACUAAAGCUACAGCAGAGAGGAAAUCAUGUUGUGAAAAAUGUGUGUUUGUGUCGCUUCCAUGCUUUUUAACACAUUUCUGAAUAACUGAGCGUGUUCAUGUGAGGAUUAUCUGUCGCCAGCAGCAACCGCGGUUUGAAUUCAUGGACAAAGACAAGAGCCACGAAACUCAUGCUCCGUGCUCCUGGAUGGAGAUGCAUCAGUUCAUUGGGGAGCUCAUCACAUCUGGAAACACCUCCAAGGAUCAGCCAGAUGUGCUAAACGCAGCCUGGGGCAUGAGUGGAGGUGCUGGAGCGGCUCUGGGGUUCAAAGCCGCUUCGCUCGAGCCUCUACAACAUCCUCCACCUGCGCUGGACAAGACGGAGGCAGAGGCCGGCCGACACACCCAGCCUCGGUCCCCUCAGAGGAAAGGAGAGGCCGGGGACAGAAGAGAAGAUGUGCAUCACGUCUGCACCUGCCCUGGCUGCCCUUACUCCACGUCCCCGCCUUCCUUUGAGACCUUGAAACCAAGACAGUCUCUGUGCUCGAUGGGGAGGUCAGACGCCCGGUGCCACCCCAAAGACCUCAGCGUGUGCCUCCCGGACACCACCGGACAAAGCAGCAGCAGCAGCAUCAGCAGCGGCGCAUUGGAGUUAGGGACCAGGACCUCCGGCCGACUGCAGGGGGAGGACGCAGACAGAGGGGCCCAGAGCCCGGACCAGAACUCAGAGGCUCAUCCACCCAGAGCGUCCUCGAGCUCCUUGUCCAGUCUCUCCGUGUUCCCCUGCCUGUGCUGCCAUCGCAACCUCCAGCCCUGCAGUCAGUCGUCAAGCAGCCAGGACGGCUCGGACUCGCCGCUUUCCCAAACCCACGCCCAUCAUCAUUUUCAUCACCACCACUGCCCUCUGACCUCUUGUUUUCCCUGCCCUCAUCUUGCCCACUCUAGCUCCCAGCAGCUGUCUGGUCCCUUUCCGUGCUUCUCCUGCCAGCGCGCCUUUCCCACCUGCCCUCAGGUCUUCCACCACCAGCAGAGGCCGACUCAGCAGCGGGAGCAGAGAGGCAGGCCGGCCGCCCCGCUGCUGUCACUGCACCCCUGCAUGCACUGCUCUGCCUCCUUCACGCGACCGUCCCAGCUGCUGCAGCACCAGCGCGCCGAGCACGCCCACAAGCCGUCAGGCUUCAUCUGCACGGAAUGCGGCAGGGCCUUCAACUCCCACAGCAACCUGCGCAUCCAUCUCAACGUGCACACCGGAGCCCGGCCCUACACCUGCUCCGACUGUGGGAAGAGUUUUAGCCAAUCAGGGGCUCUGAAGAUCCACAGGCGGAUUCACACAGGGGAGAGGCCGUACUCCUGCGGGUUCUGCGGCAGGGGGUUCCCCCAUCUGGCGGGGGUCCGGGCCCACCAGAGGACCCACACCGGAGAGAAGCCCUACCGCUGCAGCCAGUGUGGGAAAUGUUUCACGCAGUCGGGGGCUUUGAAGAUUCACACCCGCAUCCACACAGGAGAGAGGCCCUUCAUCUGCAGCCUCUGUGGGAAAAGCUUCUCCAACCGCUCUGGGAUCCGCUUCCACUACCGCACAGUCCACGGCCUGGCGUUCGAAAAUGCAGGGGAAGCUGGAGCUGGGGGAGCGCAUCGUGGGGCAGCAGGCCAGGGUUAUCCCAGGACUUCGCCCCCGGCCAGUGUUGGCCAAAAUGCACCCAACAGGGUAGAUAGUGAAUCACAUCCACCUGCCACUUCCAGAGAAGCUGCUGAGUCGACCGCUGCUGAAGCAAGAAACCCAGGCAGUAACAGAGAGCGGCUUCUGUACGCAUGUGAAGACUGUGGCCUGCGUUUUAAAGAUGCCCCGUCCAGGAACAGACACCAGACCCUGGAGCACUACUCCUCUGAGGGGAGAGACGAGGAGGAGGGGGUUGGAGCAGAGGAAAGAGUUAAGCACAAAUGAGAGGGUCCGGGGUAAAGGGGGAGAGUGAAUCAAUGAGAGAUGAUACCACUUUGCGCAUCAGCCUAAAACAAGAAUCUUCGACAGUUACCGUUUCUGUUAUCGAUAUCAGAACAUACCUAAAAUGAAUGUUGUUGGGGCAUCAACAACACCAAAGUUUGUAAAGUUUUUAAGUGUUUAAAAUAUUUGCGUGGAAUAUAUAUAUUCUUGGUAUUGAACUACUUCUUUUUGAGCUAUGUGGAUUUUUUUGUCUGAAUUUUGUCACCCCUUAAAAGUUUUCAAGGAGAGAUUCUGUACACCUAAUAUGCACUUGUUCCUAUUAUCAAAGCAAAAUAGUCUUAAUAGUUCUUCAGCCUUUAGUUGAUCAUUGUUAGAUUUUCUAUUAGUGAGUUAAUCAGGUGUGUGUAGCUUCAUGCUAUAUUGUCGAUGCUGCAGUAACAUACCCACACACCAGGCCAACGUCUGAACUGUUUUCAGUCGUUUUAUUGUGCCUUAUCCAGCAGUGGAAGAAGCUGUAUUCUUCUUUUAUUAGAGCCACAAAAAACAAUCACUAAAUUCCCCAGGAAUUACAACACUUUAGUAACAGUAUCAGAUAUAACGGAGGGCUGUCUCUGCCACCUGGUCUCAUUGUAAUCAGAAAAGUAAUAUUUUUUAAUCUUAAAUAUAUAUCUUAUAUUUUUGUCAUAUCAGUUGAAUUAAAUUGUUAUUUAACUGACCUUUUAUAUCUCAUAUGAAAAUAGCUAAUAUACAACGAAGAGGCCCCACCCUGGCUCCUUUAGUAUUAGUAUAGUUUUUGUUGUUGUGAUGACAGCUCUUGAGUUUGUCCAAGUCUUGCUCUAGGAAACUGCAGUAGUUUAAAUAACAUCUGAAGUCCUCUCUCCCAAUAACGUCGUAACCUUGCCUGUUGUGCCUUUCUGUAUUUAAGCAUAUUUGAAACCAG